AUGACCUCACGACCGAAAUCCCCAGAGGUAUGGUCACCAACUAGGUACCUCGCCUUCAACAACGAGCGCAUGAAGCCAGCGCUGGACCUCAUCCACAACAUUUCCAAGCACGACAUGAACGGCAAGCGCAUCGUCGACCUUGGCUGCGGGCCGGGGAACUCGACGCAGGCCCUCGCCGCAACCUGGCCCGACGCCGACGUCACAGGCAUCGACUCGUCCGAGCCCAUGCUGGAGCGUGCCCGGGCCGACGCCGCCCAGGCCGACGGCACCGACGCGUCACGCCACAUCCGGUUCGAAAGGGGCGACUUCGCCACGUGGAUGCCGGCCGACGGCGACGCAAACGCCGUCGACCUCUUCUUCUCCAACGCCGCCUUCCACUGGCUGCGCAGGCCGGAGCGCAUCCCCGCCAUGGUCAGGCUGUUCCGCUCCCAGCGGCCCGGCGGGGUCUUCGCCUUCCAGGUGCCCGACAACUACGACGAGCCGUCGCACGCCCUCAUGCGCGAGGUCGCCCUGCUGCCGGGCAGGGCCUGGACCGACAUCUUCCUCGAGGCCGGGGUGGGGUACCACGGCGCGCUGCCCAAGAAGGUGCGCGACGCGGGCGUCAUGGCCUCGCGCCCGGACCUCGACCCCAUCGAGCCUGCCGAGGAGUACUACGACGCCUUCAUGCCGUACGCUUCCGACCUGGAGAUCUGGAAGACCACCUACUCUCACGUGCUGCCCGGCCCGGCGCACAUCGUCGCCUGGGUCGAGAGCUCCGGGCUCAUGCCGUACCUGUCCGUGCUGCCGACCGAUGCCAUGAGGGCUGAGUUCAAAGCCGAGUAUCUCGACCGUAUCGCGAGGGCAUAUCGCAAGACCUACGACGGCAAGGUUAUCUUGAGGUAUCCAAGGCGCUUCCUAGUUGCCCAGCGAAAGUAG
This is a messenger RNA of Pyricularia pennisetigena, 915 nucleotides long. RefSeq lists its product as uncharacterized. Gene Ontology annotation, molecular function: trans-aconitate 2-methyltransferase activity. The coding region runs from base 1 to 915 and encodes 304 amino acids. The transcript has a single exon. The record is from RefSeq and is a predicted model, not a curated record. Lineage: Eukaryota; Fungi; Ascomycota; Sordariomycetes; Magnaporthales; Pyriculariaceae.